Salvia hispanica is the source of this 812-nucleotide messenger RNA. RefSeq names its product nucleoid-associated protein At2g24020, chloroplastic-like. NCBI's taxonomy places the organism in Eukaryota, Viridiplantae, Streptophyta, Magnoliopsida, Lamiales, Lamiaceae. The record is from RefSeq and is a predicted model, not a curated record. Gene Ontology annotation, molecular function: DNA binding.
UAAAAUUUCUGAACUGCAAAACCAACAACAUAACUACUUUUAUCCACUCAUCUCUUUCACCUCUGAGUGCGUGUUUCUGUGUGAAAAAUGGCCUCAACUACAGCUCAACUUGCCAAGUCUAUGCCGGUUUCUGGCUCCAUAUACAGAUUAAACACCAGCACAAGUCCAGUUGGCAUAUGUGGUCUAUCUCAGUCUACUUACCAGAAGUUGAUUGUGAAACAGAAGCCUCUUAAAAUUUGCUGCCUAUUCGGUGGUAAGAAAGAUAAUGGUGAAAAAAGCGAUGAUGCUCCUUCAAAGGCGGGGUUCAUGGGAGGAAUGCAAGGGUUAUAUGAAACAGUGAAGAAGGCGCAGAUGGUUGUCCAGGUUGAAGCAGUCAGAGUGCAAAAAGAACUUGCAGCAGCAGAGUUCGAGGGUUACUGUGAAGGAGAGCUCAUAAAGGUUACUUUGUCUGGGAAUCAACAACCUAUACGCACUGAGAUUACUGAAGCUGCAAUGGAACUAGGAGCUGAAAAACUUUCGCUGUUGAUCAACGAGGCAUACAAAGAAGCACAUCAGAAGAGUGUUAUUGCAAUGAAGGAGAGAAUGAGCGACCUAGCUCAGAGUAUAGGAAUGCCUCCCGGCCUGAGCGAGGGGUUCAAACAAUGACUUUAUGUAGAAACACAAUUUUGUUUCUAGUCAAAGAGAAUGCAUGUACGUUUACAUUAUACAAUCUUCCUUUGACUAAAAACAAGGAUGUGAACGAAUAGCUUGCUUGAGAACUAUAGCAUGUCAUACAAUUCAUGUUGAAUGAUCCUAUUCUAAGACUUUUUCUA